Messenger RNA from Zygosaccharomyces rouxii, 747 nucleotides. RefSeq names its product triose-phosphate isomerase TPI1 (gene TPI1). The transcript has a single exon. NCBI's taxonomy places the organism in Eukaryota, Fungi, Ascomycota, Saccharomycetes, Saccharomycetales, Saccharomycetaceae. Gene Ontology annotation, biological process: glycerol catabolic process; gluconeogenesis; glycolytic process. The record is from RefSeq and is a predicted model, not a curated record. Gene Ontology annotation, molecular function: triose-phosphate isomerase activity. Bases 1 to 747 code for a protein of 248 amino acids. Gene Ontology annotation, cellular component: cytosol.
AUGGCUAGAAACUUCUUCAUUGGUGGUAACUUCAAAUUGAACGGUAGCAAGGCUUCCAUUAAGGAAAUCGUCGACAGAUUGAACGACUCCAAGUUGGACCCAAACGCUGAGGUCGUUAUCUGCCCUCCAGCUCCUUACUUGGGCUACACCGUCGACCUAACCAAGUCCCCACAAGUCUCCGUCGGUGCUCAAAACGCUUACCUAAAGGCCAGCGGUGCCUUCACUGGUGAAAACUCCGUCGACCAAAUCAAGGACGUCGGUGCCAAGUGGGUUAUCAUUGGUCACUCCGAAAGAAGACAAUACUUCCACGAAGACGACAAAUUGAUCGCUGAAAAGACCGCUUUCGCCGUCGGCCAAGGUGUCGGUGUCAUCUUGUGUAUCGGUGAAACUUUGGAAGAAAAGAAGGCUGGUACCACUCUACAAGUCGUCGAAAGACAAUUGCAAGCCGCUUUGGAAACCUGCAACGACUGGUCCAAGAUCGUCGUUGCUUACGAACCAGUGUGGGCUAUCGGUACCGGUCUAGCAGCUACCGCUGAAGACGCUCAAGACAUCCACCACUCCAUCAGAGAAUUCUUGGCCAAGAAGUUGGGUGAAAAGGUUGCCUCUGAAAUCAGAAUCUUGUACGGUGGUUCCGCUAACGGUAAGAACGCUUCCUCUUUCAAGGACAAGGCUGACGUUGAUGGAUUCUUGGUCGGUGGUGCUUCUUUGAAGCCAGAAUUCGUCGACAUCAUCAACUCUAGAUUGUAA